AUGGCGGAGCCGGCGCUCCUGGACCCCUCCCCCUUCGAUCUCCGCCACUACCCGGCACACCUCUUCGACCCGGACCUCCCCCUCGCCGCCGGUGGCCUCCCGCUUGGCGAAUUCGCCGGCGACGACGGCUGCGAUGGCCUGGAGUUCGACCUGCCCGUAGAUUUCUCUAUCGACGACUUCCUCCUCCGGUCCCCCGACCGCGGGGACGACGGCGACGACUCCGGCGAGGGCUCCGCCGCCGGAUCCGGCCCCGCCGCGUCCUCCCCGGCCACCUCCGGCGCCAACUCCGCUGUGGCCAACGCCGGCGUCCGCGAGGUGAAGCACGAGGACUUGGACGAGGGAAGGAGCGGCGCCGCCCCGAACUGGAGCCUCAAGCGGAAGCAGGCGAGUCCCGGAGGAGCGACCUCGGACGGGGCCAAGUGCCGCCGAUCCGGCGAUGGGGAGCUUUCCCCGUCUGCAUCGGCGUCGCGUGCCGUCGCGGAGGACUCCGACGAGAGGUGCGCGGGCGGCGAGGAAGAGGACAAGCGCCGGACUGCGCGCCUGAUGCGGAACCGCGAGAGCGCGCAGCUCUCUCGGCAGAGGAAGAAGCGGUACGUCGAGGAGCUGGAGGAGAAGGUGAAAUCGAUGCACUCGGUGAUAAAUGACCUCAAUUCUAAGAUCUCCUUCAUCGCGGCCGAGAACGCCACACUGAGGCAGAAACUCGGUGGUGCCGGGGUGAGUGGCCCGCCACCUGGGGUGUAUCCACCGCCACCACUGCCGGGCAUUCAUUUCCCCUGGGUUCCUGGGUAUGCAAUGCGGCCUCAUGGCUCCCAUGUCCCACUUGUGCCAAUCCCACGAUUGAAGCCACAGCAGGCAGCAGCUGCAGGGAAGGUAUCCAAGAAACCGGAGGUCAAGAAGUCUGUGGAGAGCAAGAGUAAAACCAAGACCAAGACCAAGAAGGUGGCAAGUAUUAGCCUUCUUGGUUUGCUGUUUGUUGCACUUGUCUUUGGUGCUUUUGUUCCUGGGUUCAAUCAUAGUCUUGGAUUGAGAGGAAGGAGCGACAAUGUGAUGCUUGGAAAUUUUGGCCAUGCUGAUGCUAGGGUGUUUAGUGUCACUAACCAUGGUAAAGGACCUAAAGGUGGUUUGAACAGUAGUGACAUGAUUAGUACUGAUCCUGGAAUGAUUACUGGGCAUGCUGAUGGAGUGGGGCAGAAGCAUCAAUCUGCAAAUAACUCCAGUGAGAUCUUGCCUGCUUUGUUGUAUGUGCCGAGGAAUGGAAAACAUGUUAAGAUCAAUGGCAAUUUGAUUAUUCAUUCUGUGCUUGCAAGUGAGAAAGCAGUGGCACAUAAGGCCUCAAAUGGUCAGUCAGUUAAAGAUCGUAAGGAUACCAGUGUUGCUAUAGCUCGCUAUCUGUCCCCACCUGGAAAGGAUAUGAAUUCAAAAGAGACGUUCCCGCCAGAUACACCAAUGCCACAGUGGUUUCGUGAAGGAAUGGAAGGACCCGUUUUGAACUCGGGAAUGUGCAGUGAGGUAUUCCAGUUCGAUAUUUCCGCAGCUUCGGCCAAAUCUGGUGGCAUUGUACCUGCUUCUCCAACUGUGAACUCCUCAAGUGUCAAUACUACCCAGAAAAUUCCGAAGCCUGCUCCUGCUUAUGGGGGCAAGCUGAAAAACAGGAGGAUCAUGUAUAAUGAGGCGAUUCCACUCACUGGAAAAACGGUGAACAACACAAAGCCUCAGUCUUUUAACAGCACUUCUGAAAGCAGCAAGGUACCAGAUAGCAAGCCAGCAUCAUCAGUUAUCGUCUCUGUACUAGCUGAUCCCAGGGAGGCUGGCAAUGGGGAUGGUGACCCAAGAGUAUCACCAAAACCCCUCUCCAGGAUAUUUGUCGUCGUACUGCUUGAUGGUGUCAGAUACGUGACUUACUCGUGCACACUUCCUUUCAAGAGGGCCAGCCCCCACCUUGUGAACUAA
Miscanthus lutarioriparius is the source of this 1950-nucleotide messenger RNA. Lineage: Eukaryota; Viridiplantae; Streptophyta; Magnoliopsida; Poales; Poaceae. The record is from the annotation of a GenBank genome assembly.